ACAGAUGUAAGAGUGGGUCUUCAGCAAAGUGCAAGAAUGGUGGAUUUCCCCAUCCAAGAGACUGUUCUAAAUGUACUUGCCCUAGUGGCUAUGGAGGAAGAUUGUGUGGUAUCACAAAUAACAUUUAAGCAAAUAUUCUUUAAGGCACCUGCUGAUUCAACAAUUGAAGUAGUGCUUGAUUCCUACCCGAGUGGCGUAGCUGCCCAUAGAUGUCACUUUCCGCAAGUUGAAAUCAAAAUGGGAAGCGAUAAACGUCACACUUAUUACAGCGUUUGGAUUUUGUUCUCCGAAAAAUGCCGGGACGUUAUUGGUCUCUACGCACAACAUCGUUCCUAUAAUUACUUGUAA
Messenger RNA from Angiostrongylus costaricensis, 348 nucleotides. The record is from the annotation of a GenBank genome assembly. NCBI's taxonomy places the organism in Eukaryota, Metazoa, Nematoda, Chromadorea, Rhabditida, Metastrongylidae.